AUGGCCAAGGUCCUCCACACAGACAUUAACAACAUCACGUGGUCAGACCACGCAGACAUAACACUCACGCUAGGCAGCCUAUGUUACAAGUCCAAUUGGUCUUGGAGGCUUAAUACUAGCCUCUUAAGAGACGACACAACACAAGCCACAACCCGACAAGCCAUCACAGAAUACUUUGAGAUAAACGUAACCCCCGAAGCUAGCCCUACCGCGAUCUGGGCAGCGCAUAAAGCAGUACUACGCAGCCACUUCAUUAAACUAGCCACACAGAAAAAGCGGGCUAAAACAAAACAGCUACUCGAGCUACAGUCUGCCCUACGUAAAAAAGAGCAACAACACAAAACGAAUCCGACAGACUUGAACCUUAGGGAACUCAAUAACCUCGGACACUCUAUCAGGGACCUCACCUUGGAGGCGGUAUCACGCUCUAUCCUAUGGUCCAAACGCUUGUUUUACGAGAAAGCAAAUAAGACAGAUACACUCUUGGCUAGGGCGCUCCGCCCGAGACCGCAAGGCAAAAUCAUAACAAAAAUACGCACAACAGAUAACACACUAGCCGAAACGCCCGACGAGAUUAAUGCAGUGUUCACCUCCUACUUCUCAGAACUAUACAACCAUUCCCCCCGCCUCCGGGCCACCAACGCGGCCUACAUUGCAGACAUACACCAAUUUCUCUCUGAACUCCCAAAGGUGCGGAAGCGGGGCGGAAGCACUACAAGAACCAAUCACACAACUCGUGGUGGAGGCAGCCAUAGCUUCCCUGAAAG
Messenger RNA from Pelobates cultripes (western spadefoot toad), 767 nucleotides. NCBI's taxonomy places the organism in Eukaryota, Metazoa, Chordata, Amphibia, Anura, Pelobatidae. The record is from the annotation of a GenBank genome assembly.